AGUAGAGCAAAGUCCACUUAACCACUUCCCGCCAUGUCUUGUCUUUCUCUCAAACCGCUAUCCAUUUCACCAUUCAUCUCCUACAACCCACAAAACAUCAAACCCUUAAAAUCCCAACACAACAUCAUUCCACCCUGUUGUAAAUCACAGCAGUACCAAACUGAAAGGGCCCACAAAUUCGAUGUCGGCGACACUUUCUUCCGCAGCGAAAGCGCCACUGCCCGGGACCUGGGAGUUCUCUCCGCCGCCGUCUACCGGAACACCACCGGGAGCCUCCGUGUUCUCGACGCCAUGUGUGGCUGUGGUAUUCGUUCUCUUCGCUACUUAGAAGAGGCCCAGGCUGAUUUCGUUGUGGCUAAUGAUGCAAAUGACAAUUACAAGGACCUUAUUUUGGCAAAUCUGUCUCAGUCCAACCUGCCCAUUGGACACCCCUAUUCUCAGGUCUCAAGUGAUUCUGGAGAAGGGAAAAGAUGGGAGGUUAAUCAUUUGCCUGCUACUAGGUUAUUGGCUGAGUGUUAUGUGCGAAAGGACUACUUUGACCUUAUUGAUGUGGAUUCUUUUGGUAGCGGUUCAAGUUACUUGAGAGUUGCUUUGGAUGCUGUGAAAUUGGGGGGCUUGCUAUAUAUUACUUCCACUGAUGGACUUUCUUCUGGUGGUCAUAGGCCUCACCAGUCUUUAGCUGCCUAUGGAGCAUAUGUUCGGCCUUUGCCAUACUCAAAUGAGAUAGGUCUCCGGAUGCUUAUAGGCGGGGCAGUUAGAGAGGCUUCAGUGCUUGGUUAUCAUAUUGUUCCACUUUUCUCAUACUACUCAUAUCAUGGGCCCGUGUUUAGAGUGAUGCUACAAGUCAAGCGUGGAAAGUCUCCUUCUAACAGGUAUUAUAGUUUUAUCAGCUAUUGCAAUCGAUGUGGGAACACUCGAGCAUUUUCCUGGAAUGAACUUGGUGAGAUCAGCUGCCCUUGUAGUACAAAUGUUUCACGUUCACUUGUGGUUUCAGGACCCCUCUGGACUGGACCUCUUCACAAUGCUCCCCAUCUAACAGAAAUGAUGAGUUUGGCUGAUUGGUGGGGAUGGCUUGGUGAUGGUGAAGGGAAAAAUCUUGAAAAACUAUUGAAACAAAUGAUUGACGAGAGUGACCCCAAAUUGCCAGUUGGAUACCUCAAUGCAGAUGAGAUCGCAAGUCGUGCUAAACUUAAUUUGCCUCCUCUAAGUGCGAUAAUGAACCGCCUGCAUGAGGUGUUUUGAUGGAUUUUCCACUUCCUACACAUUAGACUAGCUAGAUUAAGUUAUCCGUUUUAACUGGUAGUACUCAUUAUUGUUUGGACUCGGCUCCCUGGUCUUAGCAUCGUUCACGCAUGUGUUGGAGCUAACUACUACAUCUGUUUUAUACUUCUUGUAUCUUUUUAUGCAUUAUUAAUGAAAUCUUCUUCAUAAAAGACAAAUAUAAAACCAGACAAAAAUAAUUUCUGUAUUUAUAUGCGAUUUUCAAUUAUGGUAUCCAGUGAAGCAUGAUUAGAACUCAUGGACAAUUUAUGAUUGAUUAUCUCAAUGCAAUCUAGGUAGAUAACGCACUUAAUUGACGUUUGUUCACUUGAGUAAGUACCACAAAGAAUAUAUGAUGUUUGAGCAGGAUGCUUUGAGAAUCUACAGACCUUUUCAAUUAACCUAUGUACCUUUUCAAUUAAUUCAAAUAAAUAAAGAUGAGAACAUUAAACUGAAACUAUUUUGAAUUUGAAAUUUCCAAUGUGAAGAUGACAUUAAGGCGUGGUAAUGAAGUAUUUGAAGUAUAAGAAGGUAUCUUUUUAAAAAGUUUUCCUCUUUAAAAUAAACCAUAAGAUUAGUAUCAUUGUUUUGGGGGGCUUUAUUACAGGAAGGUUAUGCUGUUAGCAGAUCACAUAUUGCCCCAAAUGCGAUUAAGACAAACUGCCCCAUGGUUGAAUGUGUUAAGAUUGUAAAGCAACUUCAACAGCCUGCUGAAAUGAAUUCGCUCCAUUAAAGUUCAUGGCUGCUGCAGUACAUCGAUGAAGAGGAUUGUCAAUACUGUUGUAGAAGGCUUUAAAUCAGUUCUCCAAAAUGAAGAACCACAAAAAUUCAGUAGUUGCUAUUACUAGUUUUGCACGCACUUGCGUCCACUGAAGAGCAAUUCAGAAAUUUUGAAGGUUGCUGAUCCAAUCCCAGUUUUAGUUUAACUAGGCAGAGCUUCGCUAAUCUUAGAUUAUCAUGCUUUUGACGCCGGCUUGGGUUUUGGUGUAUGCAGAAAUCUGCGGCAACACUUUCUAGUUGAUAGGUGAGAACAAAUUUUGUUCUCUUGUUGAAAAACAAAUUAUUGAGUAUUGGAAUGACACCGACACAGGUGAAGCGAAAUGAACAUGGACGUUUCAUA
Messenger RNA from Lycium ferocissimum, 2380 nucleotides. Its product is annotated as tRNA (guanine(26)-N(2))-dimethyltransferase. Gene Ontology annotation, biological process: tRNA N2-guanine methylation. Gene Ontology annotation, molecular function: RNA binding. Lineage: Eukaryota; Viridiplantae; Streptophyta; Magnoliopsida; Solanales; Solanaceae. The record is from RefSeq and is a predicted model, not a curated record. Gene Ontology annotation, cellular component: nucleus. The coding region runs from base 34 to 1242 and encodes 402 amino acids. The transcript has 7 exons.